Messenger RNA from Linum trigynum, 1873 nucleotides. Lineage: Eukaryota; Viridiplantae; Streptophyta; Magnoliopsida; Malpighiales; Linaceae. The record is from the annotation of a GenBank genome assembly.
CUAGGAGGCACAAACAAUAAUCCGCUACAUGGGUACGACCAAUGUGCUCCCAUUCCACCCAGCUAUCUUGCCCUUUCUCAAAAGGGCACGGUUGGACCCGAUUAGGCAUUUUAACGGCAUCAAAGUUGAUCGCCAACUCAUCACCACAUUAGUUGAGAGAUGGAGAAAGGAGACCCAUUGUUUCAACUUUAGAGAAGGAGAGGCCACCAUCACGCUAAAGGAUGUCGCCAUCCUAACCCAUCUGCCCAUCGACGACAAACCGGUGUGCGUGAGUGAUCAUCCCCCCGAGGAUUGUGACGGUAUGCCCGGUUGGGUUCAUUUAAUCCACAGUGUUUUGGGAGUGAAUGUACCAGUGAAGGGGUGCGUUGAUGCGACCGAUCGCAUGCCACCAAUGAGGAAACACCAAGUCUCAAUUACUUGGUUGACGAAGUAUUUUAGAGACCAUUACGAGAGUCAUCCCCUAACCGAGGAAAGUCCGGAGGAUGAGAAGGAGAGAUAUGCUCGGGUCUAUCUCAUAGGCAUGAUCGAAGGAGUGUUCUUCUCCAAAAAAUCAAGCAAUCUCCUUAGUUGUAGAUGGCUUAGGAUCAUCCUCGGUAGUUGGGAGGAGAUGGGGGAGAAUAGCUGGGCAUCCGCUUGCCUAGCUAAUAUCUACCACAACUUGUGCAAUGCGUCUCUAAAAGCUGUGAGGGAGUUCAGCGGCGCAAUGUUCAUCGUCCAAUUUUGGGCUUGGGAGCAUAUGCCAUGGAUUGCACCGGUACAACGUCCCAACAGGGAUUGGCCAAUCGAUCAUCCCCUAAGAGGGGAAGCUUAUGGUACAAGGUAAACUUCUCAUACCCCAUCAUGUUUUUUCAUAACACAUUUUCCCUUGUGUUUUAGCUUAUUGUAGUUUCAUUAUUGUCUUAUUAAUAAGGUGUGAAGAUAAGUGGUUUUCUGGGAGGCCUUUUAUAGGCAAAAUCACUGAUGAAAACCGCACCUUAGAGGUGCGGUUUUCGUCUGCCAUACAGGCCCAUGCAGACCCACGUCUGUUACGUCUGUUAUUCUGCAUGGCUUGUCGGAAAUUGAUUGACCAAAACCGCACCUCCAAGGUGCGGUUUGUAUGGCAAAAUCGCACCUUGGGGGUGCGGUUUUGUUUGGGAGAAACAAACCGCACCUUCAUGAUGCGAUUUUGAUAGGUUAGGCCAAAACCGCACCUCGGCCAAACGGUUUCUGUAGGUCAGACCUAAUACCGCUUGUUGAAGAUGCGGUUUUGGUCCAGGAAUAUGGAACGCACCUUAGAGGUGCGGUUUAUGUGUAAAACGCACCCUUAGGGUGCGGUUUAAAUAUAAAACGCACCUCUAAGGUGCGGUCUAUUAAAAAGGGUGCUAUUUGUGUAAAUUUUUUCGGAUGGGUGCUAUUUUUGUAAUUUUUUUUAAAAGGUGCUAUUUCUGGAAAAAUCCCCACGUUGUAGCGUAGUGACAAAUUUACUGGGCAUACGAGGAAUGUUCAAAUCGUAUUCACCCAGAGUUUCUAAUGAUCGACUAUUCAAAGUAUUUGGAUAUGGCAAAAAGAUUACUAUGAACCACGACAUAACACAACUAAAAAUAAAAAAAAUGCAGAAAGUAACAGGAUGGGCGAGAAGAGAUUGUUCAGAUCAUGUUGCCCCUAGGUUUGAUGGACUGAUAUGUUAUAUGUCACGGCGUUUACCCGAUCUGAUAGGCAACAUGGACACUGGAGAUCUCUCCUUUGAGGUUUCACACGAUUUAAUCGAUUAAGAAUCGAUCAUAAGCGUUGGCCUUAUCCGGUCUCACCCAUCUCAAAAUCAUGUUUCGAAAGCUGCACCACAAAGGGAUGCAAUUUUAGUCUACUACACUAUUAAUCAACAAGAACCGAUGUU